AUGGAAGUGGGAGCCUGGACCUACCAUUAUGGAGACAAAUCUGAUUACUAAUGGGAGCUGGCCAGAAACUUUUGCAGGUCAUUCUACAUUGACCUCGUAGCAAUCCAGAACCGGGAAAUUGCUUAUCUCAACAGUAUCUUACCCUACUCUAGAACAUACUACUGGACUGGGCUACAGAGGAUAAACGAUGUUUGGACAUGGGUUGGUACCAACAAGGCCCUGACAAAGGAGGUUGAGAACUGGGCUAGCAGGGAACCCAACAAUAAAGGGAGGAACCAAGACUGUGUGGAAAUUUACAUAAAGAGGGACCGUGAUGCUGGAAGAUGGAACGAUGAGCACUGCCAAAAGAAAAAGAGGACUCUGUGUUACCAAGCAUCUUGCCAGCGUUCCUCCUGCAGCCAGCGUGGCGAGUGCGUGGAGACCAUCGGGAACUACACCUGUGAUUGCUACCCUGGGUUCUACGGGCCGGAGUGUGAACAGGAAAUUACCUACCUGAUGGUGAAUUAA
Gopherus evgoodei (Goodes thornscrub tortoise) is the source of this 507-nucleotide messenger RNA. RefSeq names its product P-selectin-like. The record is from RefSeq and is a predicted model, not a curated record. NCBI's taxonomy places the organism in Eukaryota, Metazoa, Chordata, Testudines, Testudinidae.